AUGAAGAUUUUUUCCCUCAUCGCCGCCGCCUCCGCCGCCAAGACCUGCAAAUGGAAGACCUACUGCACUGAUAUCAGCGCCACCACCACGGUGACCAACAGCUGGACAUGCAAGGAUUGCUUCAACGUCCGAGUCCAGGCCGAUCUCAACCACGUCGCUGAUGGAAACUGGUUCUCCAACAAGGACUCCGUCUACGUCGCCUUCGACGAUGAAGUCAACUUCAUCAAGGCCGCCGGACCAGUCGAUGACGUCACCUACUGGGGCGAGAACGACGGAGCUCACAUCUACCAGAUCGACUUCAUCGCCAACCACGAGUUCGGUGACCGACGAAUCGACUCCAACAUCGAGUUCAAGCGACCCGGUCUCCUCAACAUCCACGCCUGGACCAACAUCUGCCCAUGCGGCGCUGGCCCCACCGAUGUCGACCCAUGCGUCACCGAGGACGCCCCACUCGAUGACUACCCAUCCAAGUCCUGCCGAUCGAAGAGAAAGGGCAAGAAGCUCGUCUGCGCCGCCCGAUGCAACGCCGCCGGCACCGAGAAGGCCAAGCCCAACACCGUCACCAGCUGCUACCGAGAGUCCAACAAGCCCAAGAACGUCAUCGGCGAAUGGAAGUUCCGAAAGAACCGAGCUGGAUCUUGCUAA
Molecule: messenger RNA, 645 nt
Organism: Oikopleura dioica
Lineage: Eukaryota; Metazoa; Chordata; Appendicularia; Copelata; Oikopleuridae
Source: the annotation of a GenBank genome assembly